Molecule: messenger RNA, 2703 nt
Organism: Rodentolepis nana
Lineage: Eukaryota; Metazoa; Platyhelminthes; Cestoda; Cyclophyllidea; Hymenolepididae
Source: the annotation of a GenBank genome assembly
AUGGAUCGGGCGGCAAUAGAGACUAAUCCUUCACCUCGAGAUUGGUUGAACCAGAGCCUCAAAGUCGAGCCAGGUUUCACGGCGACCUCGACCUCACGACGAGUCGUCUGCAGUACCGGAACCGUCAACACAUCCGCCUACUUCAGUGCCACCACAACGGCUCACUUCGAAAGCACUGAGGGUAAUUCAGACUACACCGCAUUCACAAUUCCCCGUCUUGGAGCCACGUCGACUAACCCCAAUUCGACAUUCCCUGUCCACCACGCUUUCGGACCCCCACCACCAUCUCAAACAGGUGUUUCACCGCCCAUGGUACCUACCCACCCCGUGGCACCACCUGCAGACCCCUCUGGAACUCUAACUCGAGCGCACGCAAUGCAUUCCCUCUUUGAAACCUACACAACAUUUGAAAGUGGAACUACUCGACAACACACAAGUGUUCGCAUGGACCAUCACAUUCUUCCAACCCACCCAGUGAAGGCUGGACGCUGUAGAAAGGACUCGGGAUCUUCAACAGAGGACAAUGGAAAGGAAAGUGCAUCCGGUGAUUUGGAAGCCGGUUCUGGUUCAGCUGUCGUUUCGAGAGCAUCUUACAUGUGUCGCAAGUGCAAGGCGCAUGGUCAGGCGGUGCCAGUGAAGAGGCACAAACGCGCGUGCCCCUACCUCCAGUGUCGCUGUUUAAAGUGCCGAUUAGUUGAUCAGGGCCGCAAGGUGGUAGCCAGGCAAAUCGCCCUCUAUCGAGACCAGAAAGGUCACUCUGGAAACUUCGGCGGCAGCAGCAGCAACUCACGAGGCAAUCCAAGGCACUCUCGAGACGACAACGCCUCUUAUUCACGUCUCACAGGUCUUCGUUCGAACCCCCUUCUCCAGUUACCCUUUCCCCGCGAACUUCGAUUGGACGAAAAUCGAAUUCUACCAUCUCUGAUGAAUAGCCCGAGUGCCAAAGUUGGCCCGAAUUCAGCUCCCCUUAUUCCUGGGAGGAGUGUUGUCGGUCCACAUUGUCGAAGAUGCCGGAAUCAUAAUGUUGCCGUGACCUGGAAGGGACAUAAGAAAUCCUGUCCAUACAGAAAUUGUCCGUGUGAUCCAUGCAGACUCAUAAACGUCCGCAAGGACACAGAAAAGACCUUGAGAGAUAUGGCUGGAAUUGAGGAGAAAUCAGUGUUGCCCACUGCUCUACUCUCCGAAGAAUCUCCAACCACAGCAGCCAGUUCAGCCGCCUCCACAGGAAUGCCAAACUUCUUCCCCUACCUCACACCGGUGAACAACGCGACACAAGCAACAGAAGUGGAAGAAGCCUCAGCAAAUAACCCCGAACAACCAUCCUGGCAUGAAACGCCAUUUAUACAUCGUCCUCCACGAAGAACAAGAUCACUUCAAGACCUAAACGCUCAGAUAUCCGUUUCAGAACCCCAAAUGAAUGAUCAAGGAGGUAAUCAUACGAAUACUACCACUAAUGAACAAACUCGUGAAAGUCCUCUUGAGGCUUCUAGAAACCCAGUUCCGUCUGCUAACAGCAGUAACAGUGGGAGCACAGCUAACACCUCCCACUCAGCAAAUAAUACAAGUAAUAGUACUAAUGUCAAUAACAGUAGUACAUUUGAGCAGUGCCACAGAAACGCAAAUUAUGAUGUAUAUUAUGAGGAGAAGGCACCGAGACCAGUUUUACCCUUCUGGCAGAGUUUCGGUCAUUUUGAGGAGAAGCCCUCUGUCCCAGGUCAAGGAUACAUUGGUGGUUACUAUGGCCUUGAAAACGGGCGUGUAUUCCAUGGCAACAGUCAGGGCCAUCAUCAUAUGUACAGCCCUGAGAGGGUGUCCGCCGUGGCCGCAGCGGCUGCAGCAGCAGCGGCGAUGGUAGCCAUGACUCCACCAAUCAGUGGAAAUUAUCAACAACCGUGCUAUCCACAUCAAAGUAGAUCAGGUGGACUCUGUCAUCCACAGCACUCAGAUCACCUGGGAUACACCCCAGCAGAUGAGUUCAACUCCGCUGGAAUGUAUCAAAAUCGUUUUCUCACUGAUCGAAGUCGUGGCGAUGAAUACGUCGGAAGCACCAAUACAGGAAAUAACGGAAGUUGGGGAACGUACAGAUACCCAUAUAUGAUGAGAGGUCUGCCGUUUCACCCCGGAGAUCCGGGUGAUUCUGAAUUUGGAUUUACAGGAUCUCAAAGGCAUGGCAAAAUAGGAAUGACAAAGAUUGUGGACGAAUCUAUUUACUCAAGACCGAAUGCUGCUCAAGUUUGGAGAAGUCAACUUCAUCAGCUAAGUAUUUCCCAACUAAGACCAAUGGAGUCGGAUGAGAUGAAAACUUUCCAGCACAUUGAGUGUGAAAGCAAAAUAAAUGAUGUGAAACGAAGUGCAACCGACGAAGGGUCAAGGGUUCAAGCGUCUAACGCUAGUUUAGGAAUUAGGGGUGAAAUUGAAAGCGGUCAGAGAUCAACUGGAGGGUUUGGAGAAGAAUUUCCAUCCUCCAAUGGAAGUCGACCACUUCCUGCUCAACAAACUUCCCAACAAAAUCCCACCCAGCAAUCGUCUGGAGAUAUGAUCUUUGAAGCAGAUCCAAGAUCCACUUCAGAAAGUCAAGUGAGUGCGCAGUAUCGUCAGUACAAUACUACAGGUGGUGGUAACAACAGCUCACCCUUCGCGCAGAUCGAUGAAGGACAACCACCACCACACCCCUUCCCCUCGACUGUCGGCGCGGAGACAUGA